Molecule: messenger RNA, 267 nt
Organism: Truncatella angustata
Lineage: Eukaryota; Fungi; Ascomycota; Sordariomycetes; Amphisphaeriales; Sporocadaceae
Exons: 2
Source: RefSeq, a predicted model, not a curated record
AUGAAAUCUACACUCAUCCUCACUGGCGCAGCGCUUGCCGCCGCUCAGUAUUUCCCCGGACAACCUUCGUGCGCUACACCUUGUCUGAGUGUGGCGAUAACCCAGGUUGGCUGUCAAUUAAAUGACAUUUCAUGCCAAUGCGGCCCCACUCAAGCCUCUAUCGGCUCUGCAGCCCUCGGUUGUCUACUUUCAGCAUGCACCAACCCGUCCGACCUUUUUGCUGCCCAGAGCGCCGGAUCCGCCGUCUGCUCGUCUUUCUCUGCAGGC